AUGGAGGGAGUUGAACUCUGCUUUCCACAACUCAACAGUUCCUGCAGGAGGCUGAAACGUCCUCACUCUGACACUUUGCUUAUUAACAGUGUGCUGUCCUUCACCUCUUUGCUCACUGCGACUCUCAACCUGCUGGUCAUCAUCUCCAUCUCCCACUUCAAGCAGCUCCACACCUCCACCAACCUCCUCCUCCUCUCUCUGGCUGUCUCAGAUUUUUUCGUGGGCUUCAUCAUGUUCUUUCAAAUUUUCUUCAUAAACGGUUGUUGGCUCUUUGGUGACAUCAUGUGUCUUCUGUAUGUUGUUUUAGACUACCUUAUUACUUCUGUCUCCAUAGUAACCAUGGUGCUCAUAUCUAUUGACCGCUAUUUGGCUAUUUGUGACCCCUUGCAUUACCCCACCAAAGUCACUCCAAAAAGAGUUAGAAUCUGUGUUUCACUGUGUUGGAUCUGUUCUCUCUUCUUUACCACUGCGCUGAUGAACGAAAACCUGAAACGACCAGGCAGGUAUAAUUCCUGUGCUGGAGAGUGCAUACUGGUCUUUAACUUUAUUGAACAAUUUGCAGAUUUUAUUUUAACUUUCAUCAUUCCAAUAACAUUCAUCACAGUUCUGUAUCUGAGAGUAUUUGUGGUGGCUGUGUCUCAGGCUCGUGCCAUGCGCUCUCACAUUACAGCUGUCACACUCCAGCGUUCAGAGAGAGUAACUGCUAAGAAAUCUGAGAUGAAAGCAGCCAGGACUCUUGGUGUCGUUGUAGUUGUGUUUCUAAUAUGUCUCUGCCCAUAUUUCUUUUUCACACUUUCAGGCCAGGACACUUUACUUCAUGCUCCAUCUGCUAUCUUUAUAAUGUGCCUGUUCUACUUAAACUCCUGUUUAAACCCUAUCAUCUACGCCUUUUUCUAUCCCUGGUUUAGAAAAUCUGUUAAACUCAUUGUUACACUUCAAAUAAUGAAGCCUGGCUCCUGUGAGACGAAGAUAUUGUGA
This is a messenger RNA of Seriola aureovittata, 978 nucleotides long. RefSeq names its product trace amine-associated receptor 13c-like. Gene Ontology annotation, cellular component: membrane. Gene Ontology annotation, biological process: G protein-coupled receptor signaling pathway. Lineage: Eukaryota; Metazoa; Chordata; Actinopteri; Carangiformes; Carangidae. The coding region runs from base 1 to 978 and encodes 325 amino acids. The record is from RefSeq and is a predicted model, not a curated record. Gene Ontology annotation, molecular function: trace-amine receptor activity. The transcript has 2 exons.